Molecule: messenger RNA, 1080 nt
Organism: Colletotrichum aenigma
Lineage: Eukaryota; Fungi; Ascomycota; Sordariomycetes; Glomerellales; Glomerellaceae
Gene: radE-3
Product: Efflux pump radE
Exons: 4
Coding region: 1-1080 (359 amino acids)
Biological process (GO): transmembrane transport
Molecular function (GO): transmembrane transporter activity
Source: RefSeq, a predicted model, not a curated record
AUGUCAAUUUUGUCAAUCAUAUCACCUCUGGGUUCAUCAAUGUUUGCGCCUGGUGUCCCGAAGUUGAUGAUGGAAUUCGGCAGUAGCUCUCCUAUGGCAUCGACAUUCGUGGUCUCGAUCUACUUCCUCGGAUUUGCCUUUGGUCCGCUUGUCAUCGCUCCCCUCAGCGAGAUGCACGGGCGGAUGUAUGUUUACCAUGCGGGAAACAUUGCAUUCACCGCAUUCAGCAUUGGUGCGGCGUUGAGUGUGAACUUGGACAUGCUGAUGGCCUUCCGACUUCUGAUGGGUGUUUCUGGAUCAGUCCCUACGACCGUCGGAGUAGGAAGCGUCGUCGACGUGAUGAAACCCGAGAAGCGAGGCAGGGCAAUCUCCUUGUGGGCAAUAGGGCCUAUGUUAGGCCCUGCCCUUGGACCGAUCGCAGGAGGAUACCUUAUCGAGGCAGCCGGUUGGCGGUGGGUCUACUGGCUAUUGGCCAUCUUGGGAGGGGCUUUUGGCGUCCUCGCACUCUUGGUGAUGAGGGAGACAUACGCACCUGUUCUGCUAGAACGGAAAGCAAAGGCAAUGCGAAAAGUAACAGGCAACUACACUCUCCGGAGCAAACUCGACACAGAAGGGCCUUCGCGAAUCAAGAUGGCCCUCAUUCGACCACUCAAAUUCCUGUUCCGGACACCUCUGAUCUCGACAAUUGCGGUCUACGUUGGCAUUGUUUACGGAAUAUUCUAUCUCCUUGUAACCACGUUUUCGUUCGUCUACUCUUCACAGUACGGCUUUGACGAGGGAGACACCGGACUGUCUUUUCUUCCUGCGGAUCUGGGCAUGAUGAUCGGUGUGUUGAGCUUGGGACACAUACAAGAUUAUCUGGUGCUGCGAGCGAAGAGGACUUCUGAUGACGAUGGAAAAUACAAGUUGGAGGUCAAGCUGACACCUUGGAUCACUCUUCCAGCAGGGUUGUUGAUGCCCGCCGGGCUGCUACUCUACGGAUGGGCAAGCCAAUACAGAGUUCAUUGGAUUGCCCCCAUGAUUGGCGCGAUGAUGUUUGCGCUUGGGUUGACAGGAGCAACGGUAAAAUCUACCCCCUAA